GCUAAUAAUACGGAUAUUUGACUAACGGCAUCAACUUUUCAAUUUCAAUGUUGUCUUAUCAGAAUUAUAAUCAGAAUUUCACUGAACAUACCGAGUAGACCGUGCAAUGAAAAAGCGAUAACUGACCAAUAAAACGGGGAGACGUGGAUUAUUUUGAACCUGUUGUGGAUAUGUGGUGAUAUGCGGCGUUUUGAGAUAAUUUAAUAAUACUUAACGCUGAUUUUCUUAGUUUUGACUUAUUAUUUUUGUAAAUUCUCAACAAGUACGUUGGAGAAGAUUUCGCUCUGAUAAAGAGAAGUGUGUUUAAAUUUGAACAAAAUGAUUGCUAAGGCGCUAAUAAAAAUAGCUUGUUUGUUGGUACUAUGGUCAGCGGCAGAAGGAUUCACUUCGCAGGAGGUGAAAUGUCACGUUUGUAAGGCGACGGUACAAGAAUUGGAGAAUGCUAUUGCUAAAGAAGAUCCACAUAAAACUGUUGACGUUAGCGGAUUUCGACUUGAUGCCAAUGGAAAUUCUAUAAGUAAAUCUGUUAAACUUGUUAAAUCGGAGAUGUAUUUGACUGAGUUGAUGGAAAAAAUUUGUGAUAAAAUGGAGGACUAUGUUAAAGCCACAUAUAAAAGUAAUGGCAAGUUCACACUUCUAAAGAUGAUUGUCAACGACAAGAUGAAUCCCGAGUCCUCCCUUGUGGAUUUUGUUCAAGACGGUGAUUUAAAUAAAAGCCUUGGUCACUAUUGUUUGGAGAUACUCGAUGACCACGAAGAAAUUUUUAUAAAAGCCUUCCAAGCUCCAACUCUAAGCGACGAUUUGGACUCUCAAAUUUGCGGAGCACAAGCAAAUUAUUGUCCUUUCAGUCCCAUUCAAGAGGAGUAUGACUUUGAUGAAAGGGAUGAAUUGUGAUAACCAGCUAUGUAGUUGAAUUUACUAGUUAACAUUUGUUUUUUUUUUAAUACAACAUAUUUAUUUUAUAAAAA
Molecule: messenger RNA, 968 nt
Organism: Zeugodacus cucurbitae (melon fly)
Lineage: Eukaryota; Metazoa; Arthropoda; Insecta; Diptera; Tephritidae
Gene: sel
Product: protein seele
Exons: 4
Coding region: 319-894 (191 amino acids)
Cellular component (GO): endoplasmic reticulum
Source: RefSeq, a predicted model, not a curated record